ACAAAACUUUAGCGAUUGGCGCUCUUUCUUCCUUCAUUCUGUCGUUCUGUCUUGUCUUUCAAUUUUACAGAAAAUGGCUUCCGAGGAGUUGGUGACUGAGCAAUUUCAACUUUUAGGUAUUCAUGUUGAAAGAGAAGUUUUAAUCAAAUGUGUUAGUAUAUGUGAAGAUAACUCCGUUGACGCAGAAACAUUCAUAGAAAGAUGGAUGGCGUUCAGUUUAAACCAUUUGAACAGUGCAUCGCCUACUUUAGAGAAUCUAGAUUUACUGUCACGAAAGGAAUUUUCCAAGCGAGCGUCGGAGCGGCCCAACGCUCCCGCUAAAGAUGCCUCACGGAUAAGUACCGGUACAACUUUGACAGUUUAUGGUGCACCCACUACAGCUCAAUUAGAUAGCAAUGUCCUGUCAAAUUAUAUGACAACAACUCCCAAGAGGGUUAAAGUAGAGCCAGACUUGGUACCAGAUAAGACUGAACUGUGUCCCAUCACAUACUCACCAACAACGGGAAAAUCUGCUAAAUAUGCUUCUAGAGGCAAUCAAGGUAUUGUUGUACAUUCAUAUGGAGACCAGAAAUUAUUAGAAGACUUAUCACACCAAAAUAAUCUCCUUGACACUUUAAGUCUCAACAUUACACAGGUUCCCAAUGAGGAUGGUGAUGUUUAUACCAAAGCAAUGUUUGGCUUUGAACUACUUCAUGAGAAAGCAAGCAUAUAUGACAACCACAUUAGUUACUUAUCACAAUGUAUAAUGCAAAAGGCUGGCAUUACAGAAACUAGUUCAACUAGACAUAAAACACAGACAGAAGUAUGGGUGUGUGGUCGGAUAGAGUGCGAUGCGGACGCGCGACUCAAUCCGAAGUGUGUGGUGCUGCAGGGGACCUGGGAGCACUCGCUCAGCCAGACCGUUCCUGUCGACCUGGAUAAUUUGAAACAGUACUCCCUGUUCCCUGGGCAAGUUGUGGUGAUGCGCGGCACCAACCCGCGCGGCGACCGAUUCGUGGCGCACGAAGUCCUGUGCGACGCCGCGCGUCCUGUGCCCGACCACAAUGCUGACAUUAUGAACACUUUGCAAGGAAAAAUGUCGAUGAUAUUCGCGGCGGGCCCGUACACGACGUCGGACAACAUGUCGUAUGAGCCCUUCAAGGACCUGGUGUCCUACAUCGCCUUCCACCGGCCGCACGUGGCCGUCCUCGCCGGGCCCUUCAUGGACUGCGAUCAUACCAAGAUCAAUGACAACUCCAUGGCAGAAACCUAUAAGUCCUUCUUCGAGAAGCUUAUGGACAGUUUAGCGGCAUUACAGACAACUAGCCCCUUCACGAAGAUCUAUAUAGUGGCGAGUCAAAAGGACGCAUUCCACGUAAACAUAUACCCGACCCCGCCGUACUCCACGCGGCGGAAACAUCAAAACAUAUUCUUUAUGCCCGACCCGUGCACUCUCAACGUGAACGGUGUGAUCGUGGGGGUCACCAGCACUGACGUUUUGAUGCACAUCAGCCAGGAAGAGAUAUCAUUGGGCACAGUGGGAGACAAGCAGUCGCGGCUGGCGGGCCACAUGCUGGCCCAGCAGAGCUACUGGCCUCUGCUCAGCCCCGCGCUGGCCGCGGACGCGGCGCUGUGGACUGCGCAUGCGCAGCUCCACGCCACGCCGCAUCUGCUGCUGCUGCCCUCCAACUUCAGAUACUGCAUCAAGGAAGUGAACGGUUGUGUGGUGGUGAAUCCCGAACAUCUGACAAAAGGUCUGUCGGGCGGCACGUUUGCGCGCCUCCACAUCACAGGCGGUGAGAAACUCAAUGUCGCCGCGCAAAUACUUCGCAUUUAAAUAUAAAAUAAAAACUUUAACUUAAAA
Messenger RNA from Plodia interpunctella (Indianmeal moth), 1843 nucleotides. It is a transcript of the gene DNApol-alpha73, whose product is annotated as DNA polymerase alpha subunit 2. Gene Ontology annotation, molecular function: DNA binding. The coding region runs from base 74 to 1816 and encodes 580 amino acids. The transcript is spliced from 12 exons. Gene Ontology annotation, cellular component: alpha DNA polymerase:primase complex. Lineage: Eukaryota; Metazoa; Arthropoda; Insecta; Lepidoptera; Pyralidae. The record is from RefSeq and is a predicted model, not a curated record. Gene Ontology annotation, biological process: DNA replication initiation; DNA replication.